AUGAACCGCCGAGCAUUGGCUCGAAAAGCUGCAGGAGCUACAAUCAUCAUGUCUCCUAUGCCUCACAGUCUAGAUCAAGAUGGUGUAACGAAUGUAAUCAAGAAAUUAGAAUUUCAGCUUGAAACGGGUGAUUUCUACAGUGCUCUACAAUUGUACAAGACAUUGUUUAUGCGGUUUCUAAAAGGGGAUGAACCAAGUGCUGAACAACAGGAAAAGGCCAUUCAAUUGGCAUUUAAUGGAGCAAUGAAACUCAUUGAGCAUAAUCAGAAUACAGGAGCAACUGAAUUGGCAAAUCUCAUGAUAUCUGUCUAUACAGAUUUUCAUCAUCCAGUGGAUCAGCAACAUAAACAACGUAUUCAUGACAUUACACGUGCUUUUGUACGUAAACCACAAUAUAGUACUGAUCUAGCACAAAUUCUAAAGAAUGCAGUCAAAUGGUCGGCCAUGGAAGGUGCUCGCAAGCGUGGGGAUCCAGAAUUGCAAUUAUUACUGGCAAGGGCCUAUCGCACGGCAGAGGAUUUGACCCAUGCGAUCAAACAUUUUUUACAUAGUGAAAACCCACAAGAAUUGGCCGAUGCACUGUUCCAGUGGUCAAUGAAGGGAUAUCCGAGUGAAUCGGACUUGUACCUUGCUCGUGUCGUGCUACAAUUGCUCAGUUUGGAGAAUCUCCGUGAUGCCAAUAAAGUUUAUGAAGCAUAUGUGGCCAAGUGUCAGAGCGCUGGACGUUCCAUUGACUUGCCGUUAUUCAACUUCACGCGUUUUCUGCUGCUGACGUUGGAGCGUGAUGCGCUACCUCUUUUUCAGAUGCUCGAGGAACGUUACGCGCCGGCCUUAGCUCGCGACAGUAGCCUCAAGAGCUAUCUGAGCAUCAUUGGCCAAAAGUUCUACGGCCUUCAGCCUCCGCGGUCUGGACUCAGCUCUCUGCUUGAAACGUUUUUGGGUGGCAUGCAGUAA
Molecule: messenger RNA, 954 nt
Organism: Peronospora belbahrii
Lineage: Eukaryota; Oomycota; Peronosporomycetes; Peronosporales; Peronosporaceae
Source: the annotation of a GenBank genome assembly